Molecule: messenger RNA, 1452 nt
Organism: Cyphellophora attinorum
Lineage: Eukaryota; Fungi; Ascomycota; Eurotiomycetes; Chaetothyriales; Cyphellophoraceae
Exons: 1
Coding region: 1-1452 (483 amino acids)
Source: RefSeq, a predicted model, not a curated record
AUGUCGGUCCGGCGUAGGCAGCAUGCUUACAGCGAGUCCGAUAUUGGCUCAUCCUCCGCGAUUCUCCAGAUCGAUGCACACCUCAAUACUCGUGGUCAGGGCCGCAACACUCCAAACCGCAUUACUCGACCUGUUCACCCGCGUAUGACCACAUUCGGCCCGCAAACACUCGCCGAAUUCGUACGGAACCAGAUCAACGAAGACCGGCCAGUCUCCUCGCAGGAUAAAGGCAAAGGCAGAGCUAAGGCCACGGGAAACAAAACCACAAAUGCGUCUAGGGUCUCAGCGCGAGAUCAGACUGACGGUGCUUCUAGCGGAGGUCUCGACAUCCAGGAGUUACUAGCCAGAGAUGCCAUGGCACGAGAGAGCAUAAAGCCCGCCCGGGUAGGCCUGGCUCCCAACGCUCUACAAAAUUUGCGCGGCAAGCCGAGCGCUGCCGACCCUCCUACUCAUACGGACCCGUUUGCCUUACUGAAGGAGGAUACACCCAAGAAGCGCCGCAGCCAGCGCUUGAGUCGACGUAAGGGCUACGCUAUAGACAAGACCGAGCCAGAGAACAACAAGCCCGAGCCCAAGACAGAACUGAAGCCUGAGCCCAACGAUACGACCUUGGAGGCAAACAACGAUACUCUCGGGGGGACUUCGUGGGGAACUCCCGCAGCAAACCGACCCCGGGUGACGGGAGUCCCUAUAGUACGGACCUCUGUAAGUACGGUCACACAGAGUCCGCCCCGGUUUCGACGGCGGAGAGGCGGCAGUGGCUCCGGUCCACCUGCAUCGACUUCUCCAGCAUCCAGCAUCCACCUUUCUCGCGUUUCAGGAUCCAGGAAUCACGACCAUGGCCGCUACACCUCCAUGUACAGCAGAUUGAGUCGGGGCCGAAGUCAAUCCGCGACAGACGCUCUGAUGGAGAAGCUUCUUGACUCUGAUCAGGAUUUGCUCAGCCAGGAGUCCUCUGAAGGAAAAGUUGUUCAGCACCCUGCUCCGACAUCCGUUGUCGAUUAUGACUACGGUCAAAUUGUACCCACCGCGACUCCCGACAUCGUUGUCACAGACCAUAAUCCGCAGUCGCCUGUCAAGCGCAAGCGUCCAACCGCAAACCGAAUCGCUGACCGAGUCGCUGACCAAAUCGCUGCCCGAAUCGCUGUUGCCUCCGGAGCGGCCCCUGAUGACGACGACGAUGAUGAAUCUUCCGAUUCCGAUUUCGACGAUUUUGAUAUUCCUUUUAGCGAUUUUGGUAGCCCCGGCAGCGACAGCCCUUUCACCACUGGCAGCGCCAACACGAAGAAAUUGUCGAUAUCUAAUGAUAUGUCUAGUAGGCCGUGGCAUGGGAGCGGGCCACCAGUUGCUCCGGGCGCUCCACCACAAUGUCGUCUGCCAGCAGAUGCCAACUAUUCCAUGCCUCAGCUGCCAUCGGAUAUCUGGAUAGCUGUGACUGCGUAUCUGCCUUGA